AGCACAUUGAGUACACGUUUUUCUUAUCGUGAGACCACCACAGACUCAGACAUCAAACUGCUUCAUUCAUAAACAAAUCCCGAUUCAUUAAUGACACACUUACAUUAUGAAGAGAAGCUGGAAAUUAUGCAAACAAUUGUGAAUUUUGAACAUAAAUUCCAUCGAUAUCAUUCAUGCGUAAAAACGAUAUCUUAUUACAAAAUGCACGCUGCGUUCUGUCAUGCCUGUUUUCUGUGGACCCUCAUAUUUAUGCUCGUUUGAAUGUCAUCUGUUGCAUAGACGCUCAGGGUGAGUUCUUGUUGACCAAAAGCGCAAAAAAACGUUAUUUUUUUGUUGCUAAAAUGUAGAUUUUAUUGGAAUAUUUUGACGGAAAAUGCUCAGAUUUGAACGUAUUGAUUGAAGAAAUUCCGGUUUAGCUCCGCCGUAAAAACCUUUGCUGACAUCGGAUCAUGAUAAUAAUAAAUUGAAAAAAAGUCUGUCAUGCAGCCAUCUCCCACCCGCACACGCUGCUGCAAAGAAUACUAAUCAUCAACCUGUUUUCUGCCAAGUGCAGCAGCGCGAUGCGCAACUUUGCCUUCAGUCAUGGCGCGCGUGAGUUUCUUCUCUUUUCACCGCGGCUUUGCUGCGCUCUCACAGGAAAGCACCUUUGCCAAACAGCUGCAGUUUCUGCUCCCCGUGAACCCUCAGAUUUAUUAGGGUUGCCUUCGUGAGCAGCAGGCAUCCCGCUGUACACUCUGUUGCCUCUAUCAAGGGAAGCCCUCACGCGUUGCGCGCCUGACUCGUCGGGGCUACACUUUCGCGCACGGGUAGUGCAUUUGCGUGCGCGCGCGUGUGUGUGUGUGUUUGUGUGUGCGUGCGUGUGUGUGUGUGUAUGGCGGGUGACGAAGCCUGAGGCUCUGUCUUCAACAGUUGCCACCGAAGCGGCGGAGAGCACAGGAGCAGAGCAGGAGAGACCACAGACUGAAGACGCGGAGCCCCACGCCGCUCUGCCCGGCUCUGCUCCUGACAUGCAGUCGCUCAUAUCUCCGGUGACCAAGGCCAUCCUAGUAGCGCUCUUCAUUUUCGCCAUACUCCUCAUUCUGUAUGUGAUCCUGUGGUACAUAUGCAGAGACGUGGACUGUGACCACGGCAUUUGAGGAUUUCGUUGAAAGGAGCGUAAAGGGAAUACCUCAAUGAAGCGCAAAGAGACAAACUGAGUCAUCCUUGAUGCCCAGACAAAAUGGGAAGGUUGCCAUAGUGACAGGAGGAGGCAGAGGAAUCGGCUAUGAGGUUGUCCGUCAGUUGGCCAGACUGGGGGCUCAUGUUAUAAUCGGCGGCAGGGAUGAGCAGGAGGGUCUUGCAGCUGUCCGACGGAUCUGUGAAGAGGACAAGGAGGCCAAAGUGGAGUUCAGAAAGCUGGACCUAGCCUCUGUGCUGUCAAUUCAUCAAUUUGCUCAGAGCUUCAAGGAGAGGAAUCUGCCACUUAAUAUUUUAGUUAAUAAUGCGGGUGUCAUGCUGGUUCCUGAGGGGCGCACUGGCGAUGGACACGAGCUGCACUUUGGCGUGAACUACUUAGGCCACUUCCUUCUAACCUGGCUACUUCUGGAUUUGUUGAAGAGCUCUGGGGAGCACGGUGACGCCGCCCGUGUGGUUAACGUUUCAUCAUCAGCACACAGCAUUGGGGAGAUCAGACUAAAUGACAUCAAUAGCAGUUACCAUUAUUCUGCCCAUGCUGCUUAUUGUCAGAGUAAAUUGGCCCAGGUGUCAUUCAGUUCUCACCUGCACCAGGAGAUGCAGCGCGGUGGUUUCCGUGUGAACUCGUGUGCUGUGGAUCCAGGCAUGGUGAACACUGCUCUCUACUGCCACCUGUGGACGCCCCUCCGCAUGGCACAGCGGGUCAUUGCUCGCCUUUUUUUUAGGACUCCUGCAGAGGGUGCAGUGACUGUGCUGUCAGCAGCCUUAAGUCAGGACUGUAAAGGUGGCUACUGGAGCAAUGGGCACCGCGAGAUGACAUCACCAGCCUUUGACCCUGGACUUGAGCUGAAUCUGUGGGAAGUCAGCAUGCAGUUGCUGGGACUUCAAAGUGACCAGUAGGACUGAAGCUGACUAAAAUCACCUCAAAAGGACCCUUUAGACCAUCAGCCGGUUCUCUUCCCCCCCCCCCCCCCCCCCCCCCCCGUUUCUUAUUUUUACCAUUCAUUCAGUCAGCACACCUUUGGGCACGUGUCAGUGUAUACUACUGGACAAUGAUUGGUUGCUUGGGGGAUGGAAGAUCACUGUAUUUUGCUCCAGACAUCCCAAAGAAGGGCUACAGAAAGGCAUUUCUUUUGGUUUCUUUUUUGCUUUUUUCUUGAGGGCCACGAACGCCUGAAAUAUGCACUCAUAUAACCAAGUUCUAGUGGUUUUAGACCUACAUGUUCUGUCAAAAUUGCUGAGCCUCUCAGUUAAAAGUCCGUUUAAGUUUAAAUUCAGUCUUCACCUGAUAUUUUCCCUCUUAUUAUAGCAAUUAUAAAAACUUCGAAUGCGUGAAUUUGGUAAAAACCAAGAACCGCGUGAUUUUGCCUUAGUGUCACAACCCUAGAAUAACUUAUUCUAAUGAGCUAAAUCUUGUUUUUAAAAUCCUCAGUAAACAUUGAAAUGACUUUUAGCAGCAGUUUAACUGUAAAAAUCGGUAUUUCUGUAUUUAUUUAUAUGUCAGUAUGCAAACUAUUGCAUAAGUAUAAUCCUUGCGUUUGCAUUGAGACAUGGAUUUGACCUAAACAGCUUUGCUGUUGUAAGGAAUGUGCUGAAAAGAGUUUGUUCUAACACAUCAAUCCUGUGAUUCUUAAAUCACCUCGCCAUCCUGCCUCUUUUACUGAGAGCACUUUAUUUAUUGAGUCUCACAUUUUCUCACGUGGUUCCUGUUGGAUCAUUGUUUUACAGACAGCAGUUACUCCACGAAGAGCUAAAAAGGCCUGAGUUUAAUAGCACUUAUCAUAGCUCAAAACCAUAUAUCCUGUUUUCUCUUUCUGCCGCUCAGCUAAAGACAUUGCCUUGAAACAGAAAAAGACUUGAUUUGAAGGCCUAAUCUUUGAAUAAUUUUGCCUCUGUUUGGGAGAAAUGCUGUCUUUUAUUUGCAGAUCAAAAUGAAUUCUUCAAAUUUGAGUUUUGUUUAUGCUGACGGACAUCAGAGCCAUCGUGGGAGAGACAAAAAGAGGCAAAGCCUUUUGGGUUUUUUUCUUGCGUGCAAACUGAUUGGAUUCUCUGUCCUGCUGCUGGCGCUGCUCCCAGUGCAUUGUGGGAUUGAGAUUUCCCAGUUGUGUUCAACUAACUGUGUGUGUGCAGCUGACAAACAGAUUUACUCAGAGUGGGUACAUUCAGUAAAGUCUGCAAACAAAAACACAGGAAAGGAACUCGUCUCCCUCCAUGACGGGGAUUUCCGCGCACACACUUAUGGGAAAAGGAUCGCGCCGCAACGCCAUCUCCACUGUGAUGAAUGCAUUUCUGCUGUGAAGUGGGAAAACUCCGUCUUAAGUUUGAGGUUUUUAAACAACAAAUGAUUGCAGUUUCUGCAUUGGAAACUGCCACUGAGCAUCCAGUCUCCUUAUUAAUUUGCUGUUAUUGAAGCAAUACUAUCACUGUGGUAGCUGAUUUAGUAGGCAGAGCGGCGUUCAGAACAGAAGCAGCCUGAAAGUGUGCAAAGAUGCCAGGCCCAAGCUACCUGCAUGUCAAGAGUUUGACAUUUCUCUGUCCGUGUAAUGAAAAUAUUUUUAGUGUGCUUUGUUUUGUUGGAAGACGCUCGCUGGGUUCUUUGCCAGAGGCCCGUUGGAAUCGGGAGCGCAGCUUGCAGAAACUCCUUCAAAAGACCUUGAGGUUAGAUUGAUUCUGCUCCUCCUCUUCAAAUGAGGUGACAGCCUGAACUCAGAGGCUAAACACGGCUGCAGAUUCUACCCGACUCUUAAUUUAAAAGCCUGUAGGUAUGACAUUUCCCCCCCUGCAUUUGUUGGUUAACGUUAGAAUGAUGUUGGACUGUGAAAAUCAAAGCAGGAAGUGUUUUGGCCCCAAGUCCCUAAAAUAUGAGCUAAUGUUAGAGUUGUUCUUUAUCUUACAUUAUAUUUCUUCUGGCAACAAAAAAAGAAAUGUAUAAAAAGACAAAGACAGCUUUUAUGCCAUCUACUAUCUCAUGAUUAGUUCCUAAAAAGAUAAACUACAGAAAAAAACUUGAACUGAGCUGCAGUUAGUAUAGAAAGUAUAAGCGGGGAUUGAGAACCUCACCUUCCAUUCCCAAAUGUGACUCAUACCAGCAAGAACCAAAUGUUACUGUUCCCUUAAAAGACCACUAGAGGCAGGUUUCAAACGUUUUUAUCAAAUUUUUGUUUUGUUGUUUAUGCGUUGUCACGGUGCGCAGAGUGGAUUAAGGUCUGCGUGCUUCCGUGUUGGAGUGUGUGGUUCUCGAGCUGCUGGUAGAACAACGAAAGUCUGCUCAGACAAACGUGCUUGCUCAUGUUGAAACAAGUGAAAACACCAGCUUACUGCUGAGCCACACUCAUGGAUCAGCGUUCCGACUGAACGAAGGAGGUUUUUUGAGAUUUGGAGAAGGUCGUCUCCUCCUGAACACAUGUUCCCAAAGAGAGCAUGUUCUUGUUGCAGGGGUGUCUACCUGAAGCGAUCCACAUGUAUUAAACGACACACUCAACUUUUAGAUUGCAAGUCUAAAGAAAUGAGCUAAAGUAGCUCCACUAACUGUCUCUGAUGAUGUCUGUGUGGUUUACUGUACAGCAGAAGGACACCAGUGGACAUUUGUUCAGGCUGAAACUGCUCCUAUAGCCAUUCUUUUGAAUGACCUGGGAUUACAUUUAUAUUAAAUGUUCCAGUCCCAUGUCCUGCAAAAUCCCAAAUGUGCAUAAAUGUGAAAAUAUGUAGAGCUAAUAUAUGUUUAUAGGGGUAACCAGAUAAACAAAGUCUUUACUGGGAUGCAUUUAGAGGGGAAAAUGUUUUAUUUUUGUUGUUGUCCUGGAACAUGCAUAACUUUUUAUUGGAAUUUUAUUGGGUUCACGUGUUGGUUUGGCCUGAUUUCACACUCAGGGGCUGCAGAUGAAGUGAUGGGAUUGAUGUACGUUCCGGUUGGGAGUUGUUGGAAAACCCAGAUACUUCGCCAAUAUCCUGGAUAUUUCUUGUAAUGCAUGCGCUCCAUGUACUUAUCGCUUUACUUCACAUGGAUGGGAACUCAACAACUACCUUUAGAUCUAAGCAUUCCGUUUAUCAGGACCUCUGAGGAGUCAUCAAAAGUGUACAAUAUUUUACUUCUUCAUCUCUUGUUGUCAAAACACACAUCUAACUGCUUUAGUUGUGCCUCAAAAGAAAUCUCCCUCAUGAAAACGUGACUGUGAAAUUUUUUUCAUGUAGAACUCGUAGAAGCUGUGAUUCCCGUCUUGUCCCGUGCAUUGCCAUAUGUUUUUCCUCUGGUAAGACUGAUGGAAUAAAAAAAAAAGAGAGAAGCGAGUGUUUGAUCGCCACCGUCGAUGUUUUAGCUAAUGGAAUUGAUGUCCAUGAUUUCUGUCAAUGGUUGUAACAUUCCAGCCGCAGCGACGACCUUUUUCUAUUAUCCAAAGCCUCUCAAUAAACAUAUCAUUGUGCCA
Messenger RNA from Oryzias latipes (Japanese medaka), 5597 nucleotides. The record is from RefSeq and is a predicted model, not a curated record. NCBI's taxonomy places the organism in Eukaryota, Metazoa, Chordata, Actinopteri, Beloniformes, Adrianichthyidae.